Didymosphaeria variabile is the source of this 1665-nucleotide messenger RNA. RefSeq lists its product as uncharacterized. The record is from RefSeq and is a predicted model, not a curated record. Bases 1 to 1665 code for a protein of 554 amino acids. Lineage: Eukaryota; Fungi; Ascomycota; Dothideomycetes; Pleosporales; Didymosphaeriaceae. The transcript has 2 exons.
AUGCCUACCGACUCGUUCACUGGCCCUUCCUGCAAGGACCUGAUUGAGUUCAUGAAAAGCGUCAAGGAUAUUCCACUGCAGCACAAGGAUGGUUUUGAAAGCAUGUCGAAGAAGGCGAUUGAAAUGGUCUGCGACAUUGACGCGCUCCAUGUCUGGGAGAGCGGCGACGAUAUAGAUGACUUCUUGCAGCUCACGCAGGUUAUCGUCAAGCUUCAGAUUGAAGCGGAAAAGCAUGAGGGGAAGCGACGGAAAGGGCCAGCCAUGGUGGUCAUCUCUUCGGAGCAAGCUGCGGCGACUAAAGGCAGAGAUGGCUUCGAGCGCAUCUGCGAGCUCGUCCGCUCCUUGACAAAGUCUGACGGCAAGAAGCAUCUCAAUGACACAGUCUGUGCAUUCGACGCCAUCGUCGUCGUUCGAGGCAUCAACUAUACCUCUACAAGUAACAGCCAAGCAGCAGUGACACGCAUCAACACAGCCAUCGAGCGCGUCUUCAAGAAGCAGCGCCCCUCCACCAAGCAACUCGUCUGGCACCACGGCCCAACCCUCUCCCUCCUCAUCAGCUGGAUUGACAACACCACCUCAGACCUCCGCUCUGCCCUUACAGCCAUCAGCAUAACCGCUGCCCUCGAUCUCACCUCCGGUGUCAAGCCCUCCCCCAUCGGCAAAGCGAACAAACUGUCUGAUAUCCAGACACUAGAAGAUUAUGCCAAGAGACUCGAUAUCCCCGUCGUAUUUGUAGACCCGGCUAGCCAACUGAUUACAUAUGAGUACCUCGCAACAUACAUGUACUACUGGGCCUACUACAUCCACACGUUCCUCCCCGCGUCCGUCCUCCGCCCGCACUUCUAUGCCGCCCUCGACACCCUCGUCACAUUCUGCUUCCGUGCUCGCGGCGCAAGCGACAGCACGUACGGCGCCUCCACCGUGCGCAUGGUACAGGAGCACCUCUCCGCCCCCACCGCCCGCCGCUGGGCCUGCUCCUGUAUAAGCCCCUCCUCGUACACAAAAGAGCUGUGCCGUGCCGCGGGCACAGAUCCCCAGAUCCACCACGCCGUACAAAUGGCAGACAGCCCUUUCGCACCGUUCGCGCAUGUACCGGGGUAUCCCCUUCCGGCGUUCUCCCGCCUGCCUCUCUGUCCGAGCGAUAAGCCGGCGGAGAGCACGGGGGAGCAUUACAUCGCGGCGCCCGUGUCGUUCAACCUUCGCACGUGUGCGUUUCGCGCGUCGUCUUCGUCGCCGUUUUACGUCCUCCUUCCCCGCGAGGGAAGGGAUGUGGAUAAAGUGACAGCGUGGAUACAGGGGACGAUGAUGGGUGUGCUGGAGCGGGUACGGCGGGACAAGGACGGCCCGAAGAUCUACAAGGUGGAGACGGAACUGUUUGGGGAGGUUGCGAAGGCGUGUGCGUGGGCGUUGGAGGGGUGUAAGGGGAAGAUGCCGGAGGGGGUGGAGGAGAAGGUCAAGUUUGUGGGGGAGAAGUUGGCGAGUGGGACGUUUUGCUAUGUGGCUGGGUUGGUGAAGAAGUCGAAGCAGGGAGGAAAGGGUGGUGGGCAGAUGCAGGGUGCUGGAUGGGGUGGCCAACAGAAACAGGAUUGGCAGACGGGACAGGCGGUGCAAGAUGGAGGCGGAUGGCAGUCUGGCGCCGCUACGGCGGGUGCCGGCUGGGGUUGA